AUGCCUCGCAGGGGGGUCUAUGAUUCAGCCGACCCGAAUCUUCCAAACCUUCCAGACAGAGAUGACUUGUCCUGGUCCGACUAUGAUUAUUUGACAGAUAAUGAAUCCUCAAGUUCGUCAUCUUCAACGUCAACAUCUUCUUCUUCGAGUGCUUCUGGGAGUUCAAUGGCACCGUCAAUGCUGAGAAAUCUGAUGCGUUCCCGUAUGGCUCGUUCAAGUACUUCCGGUUCCAACUAUUCCCAGCGGUCAACCAAUGAUGAUAAGAAGUCUGAAAGACAUAGAAAGCAUAGAAAGGAGAGCAUUGGCGAGGCUAUACUCGCGAGAAUUCUCCCAAGGCAGCAUCGCAAUGUGAGAAGGGCACUGCGCAGAUAUCAAAGAAGAAGGCAUAGUUUGUUUGACAAUCCUAUUGCCAGAACUGAGAGUUCUAUAUUGAGGAAUAAGUCUACUGCUGAAAUUCCAGGAAUGGAAGCUCCGGCUAGUGAUUCCAUAUUGCAACCACAAUCAGAUCCGUUGUCUUCAUCCUCCUCCGCUUCAAUGUCGAGAUCAGCUGUGCCUAAGGUCGUCAUUCAGCCAACUGAAGAGCAUACUGAGGCUGCAGGUGGUAAAAGCAAACCUGGUGACAAAAUUGACAAAACCCAUUUAAAACCUGCACCAACGGAAAAGUCUACACCAAGUAGUCACACUGCGAGUGAGAACAUGAGAAACCUUACGGGUAAAAUAUUUGGAAAGACUAGUGAUGGUAGCAAAUUUCCCGGUAUCUUGGAUAAAAAGCGGAUUCUUCCUAUGUCCACAUCUGUGGAUGCAAAAAGUAAAUUUAAACGGCGUUCGAGACGAUACUUGGGGUCUCAGGCAAAGCGAGAGCGUGCAGCAUGGGAGCCAGGUGUUGACGUUCACACGACAAACGUGCUAUUGCGAACACCAGGCUCUACGGUUACAAUCACUGACUAUUCAGAAAAGAGAUAUCGUGUUGAACGGUAUGAAGUUUACUCUGAGAUGGCUCAAGAUCACACCCGUUACGACAAAGAUUCCGAUCAUGUGGAAUUUUAUAGCAAAAGGAGAAACAGCAGUUUGUUGAGCUCCGACAGUGACAGUACUGAUGAAGAUACUACAAGCAGCAUAAAUGAGCUUUAUGAAACCGCGUCUCAGUACCUCGAGCAGGUGGAUAGAUCCAAGAAUGAUUUGGAAAAGGCUUUCAAAGGCCGUCCGAAAUGGAGUAAAGUGCGUUGGAUCAACGUGAAUGGUCUUUCUUGGGAAGCAAUCUCGCUUAUUGGAGACCACUACAAUCUUCAUCGAUUGGCAAUAGAGGAUAUGGUGGAUAUUCCUCAGCGCACAAAAGUUGACAUGUAUCCGGGGCAUAUGUUUGCAGUUUUGCCUUUAUUGAAACUAAUUACAAUGAAAACACCGCUAUCGAUGGCUGCUUCCUCAUUUGUACAAUUGCAUCUACAUCACCGCAAGCAGAAGUCCAGCCGUGCAUCAAAGCUUCCUGUUAUUCAUCAACCAGGACGGUCGGUGUCUUCGGAAGCUAUAAGCCCAACGGCCACAGUUUCAUCAUUUAAUCCGCGGGAAGACACCCCUGUAGACCUGGAAAAAAAUAUUCGUAAUAGAAAGUACUCAUUGCAUGCAUCACGCACAAGAUCCAGGUCGCAGUCUUCUAGAAGUAAUUUGAUACAAUUUAAGACGCUCAAUGAGAUGAUCAUGGAUGAUCCAAAUGCUAGAACACUAACUGAGUCAACGCUAAUUCCAGUAAACAAGGAGUCUGAGGCUUACAAGAAGGUUUCUAGGAUUGAGUCUCGCAGGCCUUUAUACAGAAGAAAUCUUGGUGUUGGGCAAGAGCAGCUGUCCAUUUUUCUCACAGAUAAUGGAACGGUCAUUUCGUUUUUGGAGCAUUCGGCAAACGAUAUCGAGAAAGCCAUUCUUCCAAGAUUAUCAUCCGAAUACACCCUAUUGCGUACUUCCUGCGAUCCGUCCAUCCUCUUUGAGUCUAUUGUGGAUGCCUCUGUUGAUCUCAUCUACCCUGUUGUGACUGCUUACAAUAAAAUCAUGAAUGAGUUCGAGGUGGAAAUUCUUACCAAUCCUGGAAUGCAGCGUACUGCCGAGCUGCACUUGAUGGUGAAUGAGCUCACCUUACUCAGGUCUACCAUCCAACCAAUAUCUUCGAUGGUCUUACAAGUCAAGAAUCAGAAAAUCUUUCGUAAGUUUAUUUCAGAAAACUCGACUUUGUACCUAAGCGAUAUUGAUGACCACCUCAUAUCGUACGUUCAAAGUUUAGACUCGAUGACCCAGACCAUAGAGAACUUGCUUAACUUGGUGUUUAACAUUCUGUCUGUGGAAACUAAUAGCUCCAUGCAGCGUCUAUCGUUGAUCACUGUCAUUUUCUUGCCUUUGACUUUCUGGACUGGUUACUACGGUAUGAACUUCGAGAAAUUCAGUGACUUGGAACGGGAUGUCUCCUUUUAUUGGGAGUUAUCUGUACCAUUCUGCAUCGGUUUGAUGAUCAUAAUCAUGAGAAAGGAGUUGAAGAAAUACCUCCAGCAAUGCUAUCGAUACAUACUACGUGCCGCAAAUAAUUACUUCUAUAAACGAAGCCAAGAAGAUGCCUACGACAGUGAUUAUGAUGAAGAUGAGGGUGAAAACGAGGAUAAGAAUGAGAAUGUUGCCAAAUAG
Brettanomyces bruxellensis is the source of this 2664-nucleotide messenger RNA. RefSeq lists its product as uncharacterized. Lineage: Eukaryota; Fungi; Ascomycota; Pichiomycetes; Pichiales; Pichiaceae. Gene Ontology annotation, molecular function: cobalt ion transmembrane transporter activity; magnesium ion binding; magnesium ion transmembrane transporter activity. The transcript has a single exon. Bases 1 to 2664 code for a protein of 887 amino acids. Gene Ontology annotation, biological process: metal ion transport; transmembrane transport. Gene Ontology annotation, cellular component: membrane. The record is from RefSeq and is a predicted model, not a curated record.